Molecule: messenger RNA, 981 nt
Organism: Condylostylus longicornis
Lineage: Eukaryota; Metazoa; Arthropoda; Insecta; Diptera; Dolichopodidae
Exons: 3
Coding region: 1-981 (326 amino acids)
Source: RefSeq, a predicted model, not a curated record
AUGAGAAUACAAAAUCAAAAUUUAAACAUUUUACCUUCUAACAAUUUACUUUAUAUUGAGGGUACUAUUUCAAAAGCGGAUGGUAGUGAAACAACUAAAACAAAGCUUAUAAAUAAUGCUAUUGCAUUUUUAUUUGAUGAGAUACGCUGGUCACCUGAACAAUCAAUUCAACCACAGACUUUAUUUUUCAAUUAUUGCAUUCCGUUAAGGAGGCUUUUAGGAUUUGCAGAGGAUUACAAAAAUAUUGUACCGAAUGCAAAACAUGAACUAAUUUUGACACGUUCAAGAUCUGAUGAUAAUUCCUUACUUUGCACUGAUGCUAAUGAGAAGCCGAAAAUUCAACUGACCAAAGUGCAAUGGAGAGUACAGCAUAUCAAUUUAACUGAUACAUUGAAAUUGAAAUUGUAUAGCCAUAUUACAAAUAACUCAAAAAUAAUUUUGGCUUUCAGAAAUUGGGAAUUGUAUGAAUAUCAAUCGGUACCACAAAAUACUAAUCAUCAUAUUUGGAAUGUAAAAACAACAACUCAAUUGGAAAAGCCACGAUACAUUAUUUUUGCUCUACAAACAAAUAAACUUGAUCAAGUAACGAAGGACCCAUCAAAAUUUGAUCAUUGUAAUAUAACUAAUCUAAAAGUUUACCUUAAUUCAGAAUGCUAUCCGUAUGAAGAUAUGAAUUUACUAUUUGAAAAUAAUCGUUAUAGUAUUGCUUAUGCUGAGUACACAAGGUUUCGAAGUAGUUAUUACAAUUACCCUAUAUCUGAAGCUUUAUUAACAUUAAAGGAAUUUAAAGAAAGAGCUAUGAUUUUGAUAAUAGAUACUCGUUAUCAAAAUGAAAAUCUAAAAAUGGGACCGGUUGAUGUUCGAAUUGAAAUGAAAAGUUCAGCUGCAAUACCCGAUAAAACAACGGCUUAUUGUCUUAUGCUGCACGAUAGAUUAGAAGAAUUCACACCUUUGAAAGGUGAAGUUAAUAAAAUCGUUUAA